AUGCUUUAUGAAUCUGACGAACUUGAUGAGAAAUUAGAGAUAAGUAAUAAAUUUUGGGAAGCUGAUCACAUCAUUCAACAACAACCGAUUACUACACAAAAAAAUUUAGAUAUUGCAUAUACAAGUCAUCUUAUUGAUGUUAAUGAAAUUUCUAAACAAUUCAGUGCAGAAAUUGAGUCAGGUAAUAUAGUAGCUCAUUAG
Molecule: messenger RNA, 201 nt
Organism: Cetraspora pellucida
Lineage: Eukaryota; Fungi; Glomeromycota; Glomeromycetes; Diversisporales; Gigasporaceae
Source: the annotation of a GenBank genome assembly